This is a messenger RNA of Tupaia belangeri chinensis (Chinese tree shrew), 812 nucleotides long. RefSeq names its product C-type lectin like 1 (gene CLECL1). The record is from RefSeq and is a predicted model, not a curated record. The coding region runs from base 79 to 744 and encodes 221 amino acids. The transcript is spliced from 6 exons. Gene Ontology annotation, cellular component: plasma membrane. NCBI's taxonomy places the organism in Eukaryota, Metazoa, Chordata, Mammalia, Scandentia, Tupaiidae.
CAAGCUAGUUUGCAGAAAUAUGAGCCUCCCUUCAGCAGAACAUAAUGUGCAGUCAUCUCUCUUUUCUUGAUUCACACCAUGGCUGGAGAUGUAGUCUACGCUGAUAUUAAGAUUGCCAAGGCUUCUGUAGAGCAUUCACCUCCACCUCACAGGUCAGAUUCUCACCAUCAUGGAAUUUUUCUGAAAGUUGGAUGUGCAAUGAUAAUUCCUCUUCUGCUAGCAGUGAUUGUACUGAGCGUUUUGGUUAUCCAAUUCAACUCUGCAAGACAUACCAAAGUGGACGAUGAACCAAAAGACAGACCCUGUACUGAAGGACUUAAAUCUGGAACAAACACCUCAAUAGUUUCUUGGAACUCUUCUACUACCCAUAAGUCAUGCCCCUCUGGAGACUGGAAACUGUUUGGGGGGAAAUGUUACUGGAUUUCUGAAUCCAUGCAAUCUUGGACUAAAAGUCAGCGUGAUUGUGCUAUGAAGAAUUCAAACCUCAUGAUCAUUCAAGACUUCAUCGAUAUGAGUUUCUUAUGGCUGCACCUCAACUCUCAUGCUCGUUAUUGGAUUGGCUUGACUUUCCCGUCUGAAGGGAAUUCUUGGAUCUGGGUGGACAACAGCUCCUUUGACUCCCACCUGCUUACAAUAAAAAAAUACAGUCGAUGGACCCGAAGCACAAAAUGUGCCCAUUUGUCUGGUAAUAUUAUUGCUGAACAAAAUUGUGAUUAUAAUUUCCGAUGGAUUUGUCAACAGUAAUCCACUCUGCAGCAAGUCCGUUUUCAUUUUUGUAACUGAAACCUCAUAAAAUUUGGACUCAACUCACA